ACUUUCAUGUCUAGCUGGAGGAUUGUAUAUGCGCCAAUCAGCACUCUGUGUCUAGCUGGGGGUUUGUGGAUGCACCAAUCAGCACCCUGUGUCUAGCUCAAGGUUUGUAAAUGCACCAAUCAUCACCCUAUGUCUAGCUCAAGGUUUGUAAAAGCACCAAUCAGUGCUCUGUGUCUAGCUAAUCAAGUGGGGACUUGGAGAACUUUUAUGUCUAGCUAGAGGAUUGUAAAUGCACCAACCAGCACUCUGUGUCUAGCUCAGGGAUUGUAAACACACGAAUCAGUACCCUGUCAAAAUGGACCAAUCCGCUCUUUGUAAAACGGACCAAUCAGCUCUCUGUAAAAUGUACCGAUCAGCAGGAUGUAGGUGGGGUCAGAUAAGGGAAUAAAAGCAGGCUGCUGAGCUAGCAGCAGCAAUCCGCUGGGGUGACUUUCACACUGUGGAAGAUCUAUUUUUUCGCUCUUUGCAGUAAAUCUUGCUGCUGCUCACCCUUUGGGUCUGCACUGCCCAUAAGAGCUGUAGCACUCACCGCGAAGGUCUGCAGCUUCACUCUUGAAACCAGAGAGACCACGAACCUACCGAGAGAAAUGAACAAAUUCCGGACACACCAUCUUUAAGAACUGUAACACUCACUGCGAGGAUCUGCGGCUUCAUUCUUUAAGUCUGUGAGACCAAGAACCCACCAAUUCCGGACACACUAAUAUGCUGUUGGAAACUGGCUAUAUGGAAAGGCUAUGUGGAAGAAAACAAACACCCCAGCCAACAUAAUGGAGCUCCCAGCUGACAGCUGACAUCUAGCUGAUUGCCAACCACUUUGGAAACUGAUCUUCAAAACCCACUUGAGCUAUGUCAAGAGAAGCCACCUGUGACACAGAAGCAGAAGGAUCCAAGUCAAAGGAGUUUAUUUGGGAGGAAAUACCAGGAGAGAAUGAUCAUUCGUAACUGAGGCACACUUGCCUUUUGCAACUAAGCUCUACUGAAUUCCAAAGCUAUAGAAAUAUCCAUCUUGACCUGGAAAGUCUGUUUCUUUGCUAGUCCAGAAGAUUUUUUUUAACAUGAACAAGAUCCUCUCAAGCACUGUUUGCUUUGGACUCCUAACUUUGUUAUCCGUGUUGAAUUUUUUACAAUCUGUGCAUGGACGACCAUAUCUUACCCAAGGAAAUGAAAUAUUUCCAGAUAAAAAAUAUACAAAUCAUGAGGAACUAUUGCUGGCUCUACUGAAUAAAAAUUUUGAUUUCCAAAGACCUUUCAACACUGACCUAGCCUUACCUAACAAACUGGAAGAACUUAACCAGCUGGAAAAGCUAAAAGAACAGCUAGUGGAGGAGAAGGAUUCUGAGGCGUCCUAUGCUGUAGAUGGUCUGUUCUCUUCUCAUCCUGGCAAACGAGCCCUGUCAUCCGGGACGUUGAUACAGCUUAACUGCCUCCAACAUUGCCAAAACAGAAGAGGAUAAAGGAUACAUCCCAGCUUUCAAUUGCCUCAGUUCAGAAGGGACACACAUCAUUUCUACUGAAGUCCAUUGGCCGGGAUUAGUCACUGGGACUACCACCAACAUAUGGCAAGGCAGGUUGGUAAAUGUAAGGAAGUACCUAUAGUACUUGGUGAGCACUGCCUCUAUCAUAGUCUAUCCUUUAUCUCUUCUUAAAAACAUAGACUAUACUCAACUCAUUCUCAUUAGAGACAACCCCAAAUCUCUUCUAGUGACUGCAUGCAGCACAAAUAACAGGCUUUCCAGGAUAUAUUUACUAGUCUUCAUCAGAUAUAAUGUGGCCACUCCUUUUUUUUGAGACGGAGUCUUGUAGCCCAGGCUGGAGUGCAGUGGUGCGAUCUCGGCUCACUGCAACCUCUGCCUCCCAGGUUCCAGCUAUUCACCUGCCUCAGCCUCCCGAGUAGAUGGGACUACAGGUGGGCGCCACCAAGCCCGGCUAAUUUUUUUGUAUUUUUAGUAGAGAUGGGGGUUUCAUCAUGUUGGCCAGGCUGGUUUCAAACUCCUGACCUCAGGUGAUCCACCUGCCUUGGCCUCUCAAAGUGCUGGGAUUACAGAUAUGAGGCACUGUGCCCUGCCCAUUUUUUUUUUUUUUUUUUAGACGGAGUUUUGCUCUUGUUGCCUAGGCUGGAGUGCAAUGGCACGCCACCUCGGCUCACUGCAACCUUCGCCUUUCAGGUUCAAGCUAUUCUCCUGCCUCAGCCUCCCAAGUAGCUAGGAUAACAGGCAUGCACCACCACACCCAGCUAAUUUUUUGUAUUUUCAGCAGAGACAGGUUUCAUCAUAUUGGCCAGGCUGUUCUCAAACUCCUGACCUCAGGUGAUCCGCCGCUUCUGCCUCCCAAAGUGCUGGGAUUACAGGCAUAAGCCACCAUGCCCAGCCAAGCUACUCUUCAUUCACAGACCUAUUAACUGAAAAGACGAGUUAUUAUUCACCCCAUACAUAUCCAACAAUUAGCAGACGAACAGGGAAAGGAUAAUCGCAAUCAACAGCAAACUAAAUACACUGCUUGCCAAUUUACUCUUUUCCAGCCUUUCCUCUAGGAGCUCUAGGCACAUGAUCUGAAUCCCAAGCUGUUGCAGAUGCCAGUUUUAGCACUUAUUUUGCCAUUUAAUAAAAUAACUCUUAAUUUUUCAAACCUAUGAUAUCAGUUUCCUUGUCUGCCAUGAAUGAGUUGCUGAUACUGUGUCAGAUUUUCGGUAUGUUUUACAGCAGCACCCUCACUUCAUGUUAUCAAACUGUAUAUUGGGAUAUGCUUAGCAAGCUGAUAAAAUAGCCUUUAAAUCUCAGCGAUGCAACUUUCUAUAAUUUUGACCGAGUUUACAUGAAGUCUUACAUAUGUUGACCAUUUUUCCUUCACUUCAUGCAUACGUUAUGUGGAACACGUGGUCUCCAAUGUACCUAUAGUAGGAUAGGAAAGAGAUGAAGCAGGUAAAUAUGCUUUUAACUGCCAGAGCUAUGCACAUGAUCCCAAUUUAACUUAAUGGGGAUGUGGGAUCCCUAGGAAAUACAGAGAAGUCUUAGGAAUAGCUGUCAAGAGUUGUAUUCCUACCACAUAUUUUGGGUUUGUUAUGCCAUAUAUAAUAAAUCUUCCGGGAGUAAAUUGAGUAGAAGAUUAGAUGUAUGAAUUUGAAGUUAGUGAAUAUGAAUUUUAUAUCUCCAAUCAGCCCAGAUUAGAGAUAUGCAUUUGGCAGUUAUCAGCAUUAUAAAUAUUGUUUGGCAUUGUGAUGAGAGCAUCUAGGGAGUGACUCUCAUCCCUAGAUGAGUUUUUAGGGAUGAGACCCUAAAAACUGAGACCCACAUCAUUCCAAGGGAAGAAACUGAGCAGAUGAGGCAGAGUCAACAAAAGAGGCUGAGUAGGAGUAGGUACAAAGAAGGAGGCAAGAAAGCAACACCCACAAGUCAAGUAAAAAAACUGUUUCCGGGAAAAAGGAGUUUAAGUCUAUCCAAAGCUGUUGUUACCAAAACACCAGGGGUUCAGUCUAAGUCCUACAGCUCACUGCACAGAAAGCUGAUCACUGAGACAAGUAUUGCCAAGGAAGAAGGCUUUAAUUGGGUGCUGCAGCUGAGGAGAUGGAAGCUCAGUCCCAAAUCCAUCUCUCUAACUCACUAAAACUAGGGUUUAUAUAGCAGGGAAGAAAUGUAACUACGUGAGAGAAAGGCAAGGAAGCAAUCAUGAUGAAUGAGGGGUCCAAUAUCUCAUUGUCUGGAUGUGGUGAUCUGGUGAGUUUCAGUUCUUUGAUACUUUUUUUUUUUUUUGAGACAGAGUCUCGCUCUGUCACCAGGCUGGAGUGCAGUGGUGCGAUCUCUGCUCACUGCAACCUCUGCCUACCGUGUUCAAGCGAUUCUCCUGCCUCAGCCACCCAAGUAGCUGGGACUACAGGCAUGUGGCCACCACCCUCAGCUAAUUUUUGUAUUUUUAGUAGAGACAGGAUUUCACCAUGUUGGUCAGAAUGGUCUCGAUCUCCUGACCUCAUGUCGGCCAGCCUCAUCCUCCCAAAGUGCUGGGAUUACAGGCAUGAGCCACCGCACCUGGCCCUUUGAUAGUUUUUUCUGGGAGGCCUAAAGGUCAUUUCCUGAGGAAGAAACUCACCUAAAACAAAUACAAGCUUUAAGCUUUAACAGCAGAAGGGUCAAUUUCUGAUUAUCCAAAAACAACUCUCUAUGGGUCUGUGGGGCUGAUUUCACUAUGAUAGAUCCAGUAAAAUGAGGACUGAGAACUUCCAGUUGAAUUCAGCAGAGGAAAGGUCAUUAAUGGCCUUGCCAAGGAUUGUUUGAUGAACUUUUUGUUAAAGAAAACAUGACUACAGAACUGGAACCACUGACAAUAGAAAAUUCUCUUAAAGAAUUUUGUGCUAAGGAAUAGAAAAAAAAUUGGUAUAUCAGCUAGAAUGAUUUGAAAGCAUAAAAAAAAACACCUUUUUUGUUUAUUUUUAAGAAAGUAGAUAUUACAACAUGUUUGUAGGUCAGGUACCAGUGGCUCACACCUGCAAUCCCACUACUUUGGGAGGCCAAGGCAGGAGAAUCACUUGUGCCCAAUCGUUUGAGACCAGCCUGGCCAAUAUAGGGAGGCUGUGUCUCUACAACAAAUUUAAAAAAUUAGCCUGGUGUGGUGACCCAUGCUAGUAGUCCCAGGUACUCAUGAGAUUGAGACUGGAGGGUCCCUUGAGCCCAGGAGUUCGAGGUUGCAGUGAGCUAUGGUUGUGCCACUGCACUCCAGCUUGGGUGACAAAACUGAACAUAAUCCACGUUAUACAUGAAGUGCAGUGCUGUUGCCAUAACUAGAGACUAACCACUGUGAAUAACAAUAAAUGAGGAUGAAAUAGACCCAGAAAUCCAGCUUAAGACAGUAAAUAUUUCACAGAUUACUGUGAAAUAUUGUACCUUUCUUUAAUCUUUUAAUAUAUUGUUGAUAGACAUCUGCUACAAAUAUAGCUGUCCAACUCCUAGCAUCAUGCUAAAAACAGAGAAUACAAGAGUUAACAAGACAGCCAUUAAGUGACACCAGAAAGCUGGUUGGGGUUUUACUUUAUGUAAAUGAUGAAUGGUGCACACUAUAAACGUUGGGGAAUUGGCUCUACCACCAAUAUGACUCAUGACAGUUCCCUUUGACCACAUCCAAAAUGUUCUCCAAACUAUAUUCCAUUGUAUAUUUAAUUGAGCUGUUCAUGUGGUAUAAGUCUUGGCUAAGUGUAAGUUUAUAUUCUUCUGCCAGACUCAUAUUCAAAGACAUCUGAAAGGACAGAGAGGUCAGUGAUGAUAACUUUCCAAAGCAUACUAUAAAAAGAAGAUUGGCCAGGCAUGGUUGCAUGCACCUGUAGUCCCAGCUACUCAGGAGGCUGAGGUCAGAGAAUCACUUGAAGCUGUAGCACUCUAUGAUCAUGCCUAUGAAUAGCCACUGUGGUCCAGGCUAGGGAAUACAGUGAGAAGCCUCAUCUUUAAAAAAAACAAAAAAACAAAAAAAACCUGAAAAAAAAGAAGAAGGUGAGAUUAGUGGGUGAAGCACCUCACUUCAAUGUCUGAAAAUAGACUUCUGCUUUCGCAGGGUUUGAAUGUGGCUUCUAAGGGAAACUGUGGCUCUUGAAGAAAUGAAAAAUAGGCUCUUAGUGAUAUCAUAAAACUCUGUUUAUAUGUGGUGAUAAGCACAAGGGCUACGGUGUAUUUGGGGAGGAAAACCUGGGCAAGCAUGUAGAAAUUUAUCAUUCAUUUCAAUGAGGGAUUAUAUGUUUUUCAACUCUUUUUCACUAUAAAUACCACUGAUAAACAAUGAAUCAAAGGCCCUUCUCCCAAGGGACUUAGUUUUAUAAGCUAGUUAAAUAAAAGGAAAUUAGAGAAACUGAUGAUUAGCUAGAUGCAACUACUGUAAGUCAGGUGAUUGGUAACAACCUACAGAAGAUUUAAAAUGAUUCGUUUAUAUAUUUGAAGAUUGAAAUGCUAAUAUAUUUGGUUUGAUUUCUCUGAAGAAUCAUUUUAUGAUCAGAAUGGGAGGACUAAAUGUGAUGAUGACAAAUGAAGUUAAUUAAAUAUCAUUUUGUGGUCUGCAAAGUGACCUUUAAACUGUCUUCCUUCCUCUUCACUCAAUAGAUAGAUUCUCAUUAGCACUGCUUUUUUACUUAUGUGACUUUCUUUUUGGUGUUUCAGUUACCUCAAGUGUAAAAUAGAGGGAUGAAUCUCAUAGGGCAGUCUAUUGAAUUCUCUAGACUGUAUUAUAUGUAUUAUAAUUUAUAACAGUGUUGUCCAGUAGAAUUUUCUGUGAGGGGAACAUUCUCUAGUUUGUACUGUCUGUUAUGGUAGUCACUGGCUACAAGUGCUAUUGAGCAGUUGAAAUGUGACUAGUAUGAUGGAGAUGCUGAAUUUUUAAUUUAAUUGUAAUUAACUUAAAGAUCCACAUGAGGCUAGUAGCUACAAUAUUGACUGUCCCUUUUAAAAACUUAACUCUCGCAUUCAGGCACACAUAAGCUAUUGAUUCAAGAGCAAGUUUUA
Molecule: messenger RNA, 6470 nt
Organism: Pan troglodytes (chimpanzee)
Lineage: Eukaryota; Metazoa; Chordata; Mammalia; Primates; Hominidae
Gene: UTS2B
Product: urotensin 2B
Exons: 7
Coding region: 1056-1454 (132 amino acids)
Biological process (GO): regulation of blood pressure; blood vessel diameter maintenance
Cellular component (GO): extracellular region
Molecular function (GO): hormone activity; G protein-coupled receptor binding
Source: RefSeq, a predicted model, not a curated record